AUGCGCUCCCUCAACCCGGUUUUGUUGGGUGUUUUUGCCGGAGUGGCACUUGGCUUGCCAGGUCGUCACCACUAUCCGAACCCGCCGUUUCCCACUGGAGGUGUGACAAGCGAGCCGCCGUUGUCUACGGGUGGCCCGGGACCUGGACCUGGCCCCGAACCGACGACGACAAAGACACUUCCUCCUCAUAUCUCCACGGUGACCGAAAUCAUCACAAAAACGACCUUUGUGCCAUGCUCGACGCCCGUUGCUACUGGGAAAGGCACCACCUGGUACAGCACGUGGCUCACCACGUCCGUCUAUACAACAACCACUUGCUACCCAGUCACUCAGACAUACACCCCGCCUCCACCGCCUCCACCGCCUUGUGAAGGAGAAGAUUGUCAUCAACCACCCCCACCACCACCACCACCUCCUUCAUUUACUCAGUGCCCUGCGCAAGUUACCGUUACUGUGACAGUGACGGAAACCGAAUGCGGAGCCGGAUGCAUUCCUCCCACAUCUCCUCCAGGGGUGCCACCACCGCCUCCCGGAGAACCAGGAAAUCCACCACCGCACCAUUGUCCGCGGUGCUCAACUUACACGAUCACUGACAUUCACGGUACAACCAAAACCAUUGUGGUUCCACCAGAGACACCGCCUCCAGUCAACCCUCCGCCAACAAAAACUCCACCUCCACACUCGCCUCCGCCGCAUUCCCCUCCGCCUCACUCUCCUCCCCCCGGUACUGGAGUAAAUCCACCUCACACCACAAAAACUCACCCACCAACUUCUGGGACGAAUCUCCCUCAUAAGAGAUAUGCACCGUAUCCGGAGUACUUCUAA
This is a messenger RNA of Uncinocarpus reesii 1704, 825 nucleotides long. RefSeq lists its product as uncharacterized. The record is from RefSeq and is a predicted model, not a curated record. The transcript has a single exon. The coding region runs from base 1 to 825 and encodes 274 amino acids. NCBI's taxonomy places the organism in Eukaryota, Fungi, Ascomycota, Eurotiomycetes, Onygenales, Onygenaceae.